AUGAAGGUCCCAGUUAUCUCCCCAGAUACCCCAGAUGGAGACAAGCACUACAAACCGCCAUCGCUGUUCCCCAUCGGGCCACACUUCCUGAAGUAUGAAAAUAAUCCCAUCUUGAAGCCGAAUCCCGAUAAUGAGUUUGAGGAGGCCUACAUCUACAAUGCGGCCGCCAUUGUUCUUGACGACAUGGUGUUCUUACUCUACAGAGCACAGAAUAGGGCCCGGACACUGAGCGUGGGCUUGGCAUGGCUGACUGACGGUUAUAACUUCCGUCGUUACCACAAGCCCAUCUUGUACCCUACAGAGCCCUGGGAGCAAGGAGGAGGCUGCGAGGAUCCCAGAAUCGUGAGAGAUCCCGUCUCGAAGAAGUUUAUCAUGACCUAUACCGCGUACGACCGCCAUUUGGCCCGGUUAUGUGUGGCUGAGUCCAUGGACUUGCUCCAUUGGAAGAAACAUCCACCUGUGAUCCGCGAUGACAAUUGGAGCGAGAUCUGUAACGGACUUGAUGGCUCUCAGUUCAUCCGGACGGCAUGGCUGAAGUCUGGGGCUGUGUUCGUAGACAAGCAUUGGGACGGAAAUUAUUACAUGAUUUGGGGUGAAUCCGGCUUCUACUUUGCUAAGAGCGACGAUCUUGUGAAUUGGAGACUUGUGAGCUCCAACUACUCACUGUCUUUGUACACUGUGGGGAAAUUCAACUGGCAGGACCGGUUGAUUGAGCCUGGACCAGCACCAAUAAAAAUCGAAAAUGGAAACAAGCAUCAGAACCACUAUAUUUUGUUUUACAACUCGUCCACCACGGGUGCUGGGCAGUACCCUAGAGCUACCUACACCAUUUCGCAAAUGUUGGUGGAUUAUGACAACCUUCAGGACGGACCACUUGCAAGGUUGGAGAAGCCUAUUUUGGUUCCAGAGCGUCCAAACGAGGUGACGGGCCAAGUUAACCAAGUGGUGUUUACUGAGGGGAUUGUCCAGUUCAAGGGAAAGUGGUUUUUGUAUUACGGCCAGGGCGAUUCUGAGUUAGGUGUUGCCACAUGUCCAGCAUAG
Molecule: messenger RNA, 1041 nt
Organism: Sungouiella intermedia
Lineage: Eukaryota; Fungi; Ascomycota; Pichiomycetes; Serinales; Metschnikowiaceae
Source: the annotation of a GenBank genome assembly